Messenger RNA from Penicillium lagena, 1377 nucleotides. RefSeq lists its product as uncharacterized. Lineage: Eukaryota; Fungi; Ascomycota; Eurotiomycetes; Eurotiales; Aspergillaceae. The coding region runs from base 1 to 1377 and encodes 458 amino acids. The transcript has a single exon. Gene Ontology annotation, cellular component: mitochondrion. The record is from RefSeq and is a predicted model, not a curated record. Gene Ontology annotation, molecular function: DNA endonuclease activity; flap-structured DNA binding; crossed form four-way junction DNA binding.
AUGCGUCUCUCCCCCACUCUCUUCUCAACCGCAUCAGCCUCUCCGGCUUCAUGGCUGACAUUCCUAAAAGCCGCACAGCUGCAGCGCAUCGCCCGCGCAACGGGCAUCCAGUCCUCAGGCACGAAAGGGGAUCUGAUCCGCAGGAUUGAAACGGAGCUGCAAUUGCAAUUUCCUGUCCAGCAGAACUCGCAGACGUCUGCAUGUAUAAGUACAAGCGCUAGUACUCUGGUAUCAUCCCGACAUGGGAAUGGUGAUAGCGGGUCUGGAGGAUAUACCGGGAAUACUUCCAAUUCCCAUUCCCGUUCUAGUCCACGGGAGCAAUGGAGUAUCCUGAGUAUCGAUAUGGGGAUUCAGAAUUUGGCGUUCGCUCAUCUGCGCAUACCGAAAUCUAGCAGUGAAGAGGGUCCUGGGGCUACUCCUGCGAUGCCGGAACUAACAGCGUGGCGCCGACUUGCGGUUUCGGAAUUCGCAGGACUAGAUCUGGCUCGGAGUGUGGAAUUGGGAGGGAGAUCUACACCAACCCCUGCUCUCGAAAAAGACAGCCCACCACCAGAAGACCCAACCUCACCCUCACCCCCUAAAAAGGGAAAGCAAAACCCCCCCGCCCCAACAGCAAUCCCCUUCUCCCCACCCCUCUACGCCUCGCACGCCUACACUCUCAUCACAAGCCUGCUAUCAGUCUACCGCCCCACGCACAUUCUAAUCGAGCGGCAGCGCUUCCGCUCCGGCGGGAGCAGCGCCGUGCAGGAAUGGACGCUGCGGGUUGGUGUGUUUGAGGGGAUGUUGUAUGCUAUCUUGCAUGCGUUGCGCCAGGAGCGCGGUGGGGACUUUGCGGGUGUUUGUGUCAGGGGAGUUGAGCCGAAGAGGGUGGUUAGGUAUUGGCUUGAUUCUGAUUCCGAGGGUAGGAUGGGGGUUGGAACUGGGGGGCCUGUUCAAAGGAAAAGUAAAAGGAACGGGGAUAAGGAUGGUGGAGGGGACAAGCAGAAGCCAAAGAUGAAUGCGAGGGAGGUGAAAAAAGCCAAGAUCGACCUCGUGGGACGGUGGUUACUAGCUGCAUCAUCUAACCGCGGACCCGGGUCCCAAGCAACGACCCCCAAAGCGGCUGCUGCUGCUGCCAGGGAAGGCGAUGAAGUGCAGAAGUUCAUCCUGGAUGAGAAGCAGGCUGACGUACAGAGUCUUGCUGGUGCCUAUCUGCGGAAGUGGAAAGGGCAAACGCAGAAACCCACAAAGCAAGAAUCGAAUGAUGAUCAGUAUGAGCAGCCCAUCACCCUGGGGAAACUCGAUGAUCUGGCGGAUUGUCUGCUGCAGGGUGUGACUUGGCUUGAAUGGCAGGAUAUGCGGGAGCGGAUUGCGAGGGGGUGGGAUGGGGGCUCUUGA